GCUUCGGAUAUUUUUGUUAGAUAAAUUCGAGACAUCAAAAAUGUCUUUUCAACAGGUGUUGUUAUUCCUCACUUUAGCCGUUUUUGCAUCUGUUUUUACCGAAGCGCAUAAAAAGGUGUUUUGUAACGAAAACUUGAUGCAAGAAGUGCAAAGUGUGAUCGACGGUGCUCCUAGCUUGAUUCUAGAUGCAACACUUAAAUGCAUGAGAGCUGGCAGCCCUGAGGAUCGCGAAGCAGAGACGACAGUGAAUUGCAAUGGCAAUAUUAAGACGAUAGGAGUGAAAUAUGUUCUUGGUGUCCAUGAACCAAUGAAGUUUGCCGAAUGCGCUUCCUCUGCUAUAGUAGACUUAGAGGGUUCAAUCUCAGAUGAAGAAAGAAGACGUAUUGAUCAAUUGCAGGUCAGAGCCUUGAAAUUAUACGAAAAAAUUCAUGAGAUGAGAGAUUAAUUUAUCCAGUCUUCUUGAAGAUAAAUCCAGUAAAUCAAGAAACAAUUUAAUAUGUGGAUAAAG
Messenger RNA from Argiope bruennichi, 508 nucleotides. RefSeq lists its product as uncharacterized. NCBI's taxonomy places the organism in Eukaryota, Metazoa, Arthropoda, Arachnida, Araneae, Araneidae. The record is from RefSeq and is a predicted model, not a curated record. Bases 41 to 445 code for a protein of 134 amino acids. The transcript is spliced from 7 exons.